AUGCAGGCUCCCGUUUUGGUUAUGAACACCCAAAGCGGUGAAAGGCAAACUGGCCGAAAAGCUCAGUUGUCUAACAUCGCUGCCGCGAAGACCGUCUCCGACAUUAUUCGAUCAUGUCUUGGCCCCAAGGCUAUGUUAAAGAUGUUGCUGGAUCCUAUGGGCGGUAUCGUCUUGACGAACGACGGCCAUGCUAUCCUACGAGAAAUCGAAGUAUCGCACCCCGCUGCAAAGAGCAUGAUCGAGCUUAGCAGAACACAAGACGAGGAAGUAGGUGAUGGCACAACAACCGUCAUCAUCAUGGCCGGUGAGAUUCUAGCAUAUGCCCUCCCGCAACUAGAACGAAACAUACAUCCGGUCGUUAUCAUUUCCGCCUUCAAGCGUGCGCUUAAGGAUGCCCUAGAGAUCAUCGACGAGAUAUCCCUGCCUAUAGAUAUUAACGACGACAAGGCCAUGUUUGGCCUCAUCUCCUCUUCUAUCGGUACAAAAUUCGUUUCCAGAUGGACAGACCUAAUGUGCAGCUUAGCUCUUAAUGCUGUCCGAACAGUCACCUGGGAGGCUGGAAACGGUAAGAAAGAAGUCGACAUCAAGCGAUAUGCGCGUGUGGAGAAGGUCCCUGGUGGUGAGAUUGAGGACAGCAAAGUCUUAGAUGGUGUCAUGCUCAACAAGGACAUUACCCACCCGAAAAUGCGACGGAAGAUCGAGAACCCGAGAAUCAUCCUCUUAGAUUGUCCGCUGGAGUAUAAGAAGGGAGAAUCUCAAACAAACAUCGAGAUCACAAAAGAGGAUGACUGGAACCGUAUCCUACAGAUCGAAGAAGAGCAAGUUAAGGCUAUGUGUGAGGCAAUCUUGGCUUUCAAGCCUGAUUUAGUCAUUACUGAAAAGGGUGUUUCGGAUCUCGCACAGCACUACUUCGUCAAGGCAAAUGUUACCGCCCUACGCAGAGUUCGAAAGACCGACAACAACAGAAUAGCUCGUGCAACUGGUGCAACUAUCGUAAACCGGGUGGAUGAUCUCCAGGAAUCUGAUAUUGGAACCCAGUGCGGUUUGUUCGAGAUCGAGAAGAUUGGUGACGAGUACUUCACCUUCCUUACCCAGUGCAAGACACCCAAGGCUUGCACAAUCCUACUCCGUGGACCUUCCAAGGAUAUCCUAAACGAGAUUGAGCGAAAUCUCCAAGACGCUAUGGGAGUAGCUCGCAACGUUAUGUUCCACCCUAGAUUAUCGCCGGGUGGUGGAGCUACUGAGAUGGCAGUCUCCGUACGAUUAAACCAACUGGCGAGGAACAUCGAAGGUGUGCAACAAUGGCCAUACAAGGCCGUUGCCGACGCCCUAGAAGUUAUUCCUCGAACUUUAGUACAGAAUGCUGGUGCUAGUCCAGUAAGAGUUCUCACUGAACUCCGCGCCAAACAAGCAGAGGGUAAGAGUUCAUGGGGUAUUAACGGAGAUACUGGAACGAUCGUGGAUAUGCAGGAGUACGGCAUCUGGGAGCCCGAGGCGAUCAAGCUUCAGAGUAUCAAGACCGCCAUCGAGGCUGCCUGCCUGUUAUUGAGAGUUGAUGACAUCUGCAGCGCCAAGAAAGCACAGCAAGCCGGAGCUCCGGGACUAGGUGGCGGGGAUGACUAA
Molecule: messenger RNA, 1623 nt
Organism: Annulohypoxylon maeteangense
Lineage: Eukaryota; Fungi; Ascomycota; Sordariomycetes; Xylariales; Hypoxylaceae
Product: T-complex protein 1
Exons: 5
Coding region: 1-1623 (540 amino acids)
Biological process (GO): protein folding
Cellular component (GO): chaperonin-containing T-complex
Molecular function (GO): ATP binding; ATP hydrolysis activity; ATP-dependent protein folding chaperone
Source: RefSeq, a predicted model, not a curated record